Messenger RNA from Rhodamnia argentea, 851 nucleotides. RefSeq names its product eukaryotic translation initiation factor 5A-2. Lineage: Eukaryota; Viridiplantae; Streptophyta; Magnoliopsida; Myrtales; Myrtaceae. Gene Ontology annotation, biological process: positive regulation of translational elongation; positive regulation of translational termination. The record is from RefSeq and is a predicted model, not a curated record. Bases 122 to 601 code for a protein of 159 amino acids. Gene Ontology annotation, molecular function: translation elongation factor activity; RNA binding; ribosome binding. The transcript has 5 exons.
CUUUCUCUUUCUCUCUCUCUCUCUCUCUGUCUCUGUCUCUUGGGCUCCGCGAAAUCCGUGCCGAUAUCGCCUAAACUCGUCCGAGCCCAGCUCACUUCCGAUCCGCGCCGAGUCACCCGCCAUGUCGGACGAGGAGCACCACUUCGAGUCCAAGGCCGACGCCGGAGCCUCCAAGACCUAUCCUCAGCAGGCCGGCACGAUCCGCAAGAACGGAUACAUCGUCAUCAAAGGACGUCCUUGUAAGGUGGUUGAAGUUUCCACAUCUAAGACUGGGAAGCAUGGUCAUGCCAAGUGUCACUUUGUUGCAAUUGAUAUUUUCAAUGGAAAGAAGCUUGAAGAUAUUGUCCCCUCAUCCCAUAACUGUGAUGUUCCCCAUGUCAAUCGUACCGACUACCAGCUUAUUGACAUCUCUGAGGAUGGAUUUGUGAGUCUGCUGACUGAAAAUGGGAACACCAAGGAUGACCUGAGGCUCCCAACUGAUGAUAAUUUGCUGUCUCAGAUCAAGGAUGGUUUUUCUGAUGGAAAGGACCUGGUGGUGUCUGUGAUGUCUUCCAUGGGAGAAGAACAGAUCUGUGCUCUUAAGGACAUUGGCCCGAAGUAAUAACAGCAUGGUGGUCUUCGUACUUCAAUUUAAAGAUUCUCUAGCAAAUUUUUCCAAGGAUGCUAUAGAUAUUAUGUUAAGGUGAUAUAUUCUUUUGGGUUCUGGUUGUGGAAGUGUAUUUGAGGUGAGACCUGUAUUAGAUUUAAGAUACUCUACUUUGGACUGCAUUGUGUCAGGGUACUAUUCAGCUGAUGACCAUCUGGAACAAGAUGGGCAAAUCUGCCAAAGAGUUGAAACAGACUUUUGUUAA